GUUGCUUCCAGAGAGAAGUUGGAGACAAUGGACGCAUAGGGCCGAGGAGCAGAGACAGACGACAGCACGCCAGUUGCCUCACUUCCCCGCAAGCCCCAAGCCAUUCCCUCGAGCCCCUCCCGCUCCCGCUGCCGCCCGGGCCCCGCCCCCACCCGCCAGCGACCGCGGCCGGGGCGACCCGCCGCCGCCGCCGCGGCAGCAGCCGGUCGCCUGCCCCUUCCUUCCUUCCCCACCUCCGGCCCCGGCAGCGGGGCGGUCCGGUCCGGUCCGGUCCGGUGCGAGAGCGACCCGGGCGGGUCGGACUCGAGUUGGAGACCGGGUCGGGCCCGCGCGGAUGGUCGGUGGCGGCGGGGGUGCUGGCUGGGCGCGCAACCCUAACCGAGCGCUGCUCCUGGUGGCGGCCGGGCGCUAUAUUAGAUGCCGGGGGGCGGGAUCGGCGCGGGCCUCGACUUCGACCUCCCGGCGGUGAUCCAGGCGGCGCUCGUCGGCUUCGUGCUCCUCGCCGCCGCCGCUGCCGCCCUCCGCCGCGCCGCCUCGCGCUACUUCCUCGUCGACGCCGCGGGCUUCGCCGCCGCCUACGAGGACCACCACCCCGCCUACGCGAUGCCGCCCCAGGGGGAUCAGCAGCCGCCCCCCUCCUCGCCGCAGGGGCAGGGGCAAGGGCAGCUGCAGGCCGCCGCGCCCGAGCUCGGGCCCUGCGCCCACUGCGGCGCCGCCGGCACCAAGAAGUGCUCCGGCUGCAAGCGCAUGCGAUACUGUUCUGGAGAAUGUCAGUCAAAGCAUUGGCAAUCUGAUCACAAAUUCAAGUGCAAACAAAUGAAAUUAUUGGAUCCUAUUGACAAGUUACCCUGUGGAGUUGAGGCCAGUAAGAAGUCACCUGUCUCUGGCCAUCGUGGUAUCUCAUUAGUGCCUGGCCAUCGAAAAUUAAACAAGGUCAUCUAUCCUUAUGAUGAUUUUUUAAAGCUGUACAAUUGGAAGUGCAAUGAUUCGAAAUACAGCGAUUUUUUAACUUGUGGGCUUGUGAACUGUGGCAACAGUUGCUUUGCCAAUGUGGUUUUACAAUGUCUGUCAUACACGAGGCCACUUGUGGCCUAUCUGUUAGGAAAGGACCAUUAUAGGCAAUGUGCUAUAAGACAUGAAGAUUGGUGUUUCUUAUGUGAGCUGCAAUCUCAUAUUCAAAGAGCGUUUGAUAGCGUACACCCAUUUGCUCCCACGAACAUUCUUUCUCAUUUACCAAAUAUUGGUGGCAACCUUGGCUUUGGUAGGCAGGAAGAUGCUCAUGAAUUUAUGAGGUUUGCAAUAGAUAAGAUGCAAUCAGCUUGCCUUGACGAAUUUGGAGGUGAGAAGGUCGUGGAUCAUAGCACCCAGGAGACAACUGUUAUUCAGCACAUAUUUGGCGGUCGUCUGCAAUCUCAGGUUCAGUGUACUGCAUGUGGUAUGGUCUCAAAUCGCUAUGAGAAUAUGAUGGACUUGACAGUUGAAAUUCAUGGUGAUGCUGAAUCCUUGGAAAAAUGCUUGGAUCAGUUCACUGCUAUAGAGUGGCUUGAUGGGGACAAUAAGUACAAAUGUGAUGGAUGUAACGACUAUGUUAAAGCACGGAAACAUCUCACAGUUCAUCAAGCUCCAAAUAUACUCACUAUUACUCUCAAAAGAUUCCAGAGUGGUAGAUUUGGAAAACUGAACAAGAAAGUCACAUUCCCUACGAAGUUAGAUUUAACUCCAUACAUGAGCACCACUGAUGGAACUGACCAGUAUGAUCUAUAUGCUGUCGUUGUUCAUCUGGAUAUGCUGAAUGCUUCGUUUUUUGGGCAUUAUAUAUGCUACAUAAAACAUUAUCGAGGACGUUGGCUUAAAUUGGAUGACUGCAAGGGGAUGGCUGUUGACGAGGAGGAAGUACAUGCUCAAGGUGCCUAUAUGCUUCUAUAUAGCAGGAGAACAGCUCGUCCUGUACCACUUCUUCCAGUCAAAGAACCAAUAAAACAUGAGAAACAGUGCAAAGUGCCUCCUUUAAAUGGACAAAAUCAUUUGAUACCUGAGGAUAUGUCAUUAAAAUGUGAAUCAUUUUCAAAGUCUUCAGAAGAUCUACGAGAGGAUUCUGAAUCCAGCAAUGACUCUCUGCAUAGAAUGGAUACCGUCAACCAGGUAUCAGACCUGGAUUUGCAUAUGAACAUUGAGAGAGAUAAAUUCGUUGCCAAUGGAAGUAUACAUCAGCCAAUUUCAUCGGCAUUACAUGUCCUUGAAGAAGAUACUAGAGACUCAGGUUCUCUGUUAGAAGGCAAUAAUACCAUGAGAGCUGACCAAUUUGGCAAUUCUGCGUGUGAAUCCUCUUCAGUUAAUUCCUCUGAAGAGGAAUGCAAGGAACCUGCCCCAGGUAUUGAUUCAGUUGACUACAUGGAUAUUGAUAUGGAAGCUGGAACAGAAGUUGAAACACAGAAUGUGGAACAACAACCUAUCUUAGGUGAUUCAGUUGAAGUGAUAGGCAACAAAACAUCAGUCCCAACCUUUGAUAAUUGUAUGGCAGGAAAACCAAAACCACUCUUUUCUGUUGGUUUCCUUGACAAACCCUCAAGAAAGAAGUCUGACUCUAGGGAAGAGUGCCAAAAUGGUGGCAGCAUGGCAGUUUCCUCCCAAAAAAUAGAUGGUCAUUGUAAUGAACAUCUCAGCAGGCCAGAGCAAGGACUUAUUGCCUACUCCCGUGGCGUCAGCCCAUCCUCAGCAAAUGGAAGUGUACAUUGCAAUGGAGACGUGUUUGUGACUCCUAGCAACGGAGUUCUUGUCAAUGGUGAUACACAAUCUGACAAUUACUCCUUGAAUGCAGCAAAGAGGGAUGUACCUUCUGUUCAGGGAUUUAAUCCGAGGCCUUACAGAUCACCAUCAAGCAGCAACCCAAAUCGGAAUAAUACAAGCAAAGGUCUCUUCCCACGUGGUUUCCUUGCAAAGCCUCGUUCUGGAGAGAAAGCAGUCAAAGUUGAUGAUGGGUUGCCAUUUAGUAAUGGAAAUGGCAAAGCAUCAUCAUCAUCCUCUGUGAAUGGCAACGGCAUAUCGAAUACCAAUUCUUCACCUCGAAGCAGCACAGGUGGCAUGGGCAUGUCUCCUGGAUUUCUUGCGAAGCGUUCCAGGGAGUCUGCUGCUGCAAGCUUUAUGGGUGAUCCGCAGAGCAGUAACACUUCCAAGGAGCAAGAACAUGUUGGUGCUGCAGCACUACUACCUGACAAGAUACAAGAAAGGCGGAGUUCCUAUUGCACCACAAACGGCAUCAAGGCCCAACACGGAGCAGCUUCUGUUCAUGAUGUGAGUGGUCACAGUGAUGAAAACGGGCACGCAUUCGUGGGCACCAAGAACGGCAUCCAUGGUGAAGAAAAUGGUAGCAACGGAACCCUUGAUAUGCAUGACAGCAGUUGCCAAAUGGAUGAAAACGGACAUGGAGUUCUGGACAUCAAAGAUGUCAUCUUCAGAGAACAAAAUGUCAGCAAUGGAACUCUGGAUAUGCAUGGCAUGGGAUCCGAAGAUGCUGACCACGUCGUCAAGUCACCCGCCGCUCCUGCCCAUGAUGGUCUGCGACGAAGAUUAACCACCUCAAAAUAUUUUGAUGAGAGUAGCAUGGACGAGCAAUGAAAGCUGAAGGUAGAUAACCCGAAGAGGAGCCAUGGGCAAGGAAGUAGAAGUGGCUGAUUGGAUAGGUUACCUGCCAUUGCAAAAAAUUGAUGAUACAGCAGUAGUUUUGCCUCCCCUCCACCAUUUUUGUUGUCCCUGGUGGCUCCCACUUGUCAGAGGGGUGGAGGGUUGUCUCUGGGCCUCCACACAAUUUGCAGAGGCUCAGAUGCUCCCCUGGUGCCAUGUUUCUCUCCCUUGUUGCCAUUAUUGCUAGGUACAUAGCAGAGUCUAGGCUUACCUUCUUUUCUUUUACCUUGUUGGCUUGAAUAAACACCAAGUGCUGACUUGCUUUGUCAUGGAAGCUUAAUCAAUCAAUUGUAGAGGAAA
Molecule: messenger RNA, 3981 nt
Organism: Aegilops tauschii subsp. strangulata
Lineage: Eukaryota; Viridiplantae; Streptophyta; Magnoliopsida; Poales; Poaceae
Biological process (GO): protein deubiquitination
Cellular component (GO): nucleus; cytosol
Molecular function (GO): cysteine-type deubiquitinase activity
Source: RefSeq, a predicted model, not a curated record